Messenger RNA from Ictidomys tridecemlineatus (thirteen-lined ground squirrel), 4362 nucleotides. The record is from RefSeq and is a predicted model, not a curated record. NCBI's taxonomy places the organism in Eukaryota, Metazoa, Chordata, Mammalia, Rodentia, Sciuridae.
GUAACCUCCAGACAUGGCAGAGGCUCACCAAGCUGUGGCCUUCCAGUUCACCGUCACUCCCGACGGCAUCGACCUCCGCCUGAGCCAUGAAGCCCUUAAACAAAUCUGUCUCUCGGGACUCCACUCCUGGAAGAAGAAGUUCAUCCGAUUCAAGAACGGCAUCAUCACCGGCGUGUUCCCCGCAAGCCCCUCCAGUUGGCUCAUUGUGGUGGUGGGCGUGAUGUCCUCCACGUACCUCCAAGUGGACCCCUCCCUGGGGAUGAUCGCAAGAAUCAACCGGACCCUGGACACCACCAACUGCAUGACCAGCCAGACGAAGAAAGUGGUCAGCGGCGUCCUCUUCAGUACGGGCCUCUGGGUGGCCCUCAUCGUCACCAUGCGCUACUCCCUGAAGGUGCUGCUCUCCUACCACGGCUGGAUGUUCGCGGAGCACGGCAAGAUGAGCCGAGCCACCAAGAUCUGGAUGAGCAUGGUCAAGAUCUUCUCUGGCCGGAAGCCCAUGCUGUACAGCUUCCAGACGUCCCUGCCUCGCCUGCCUGUCCCAGCUGUGGAGGACACCAUCAGCAGGUAUCUGGAAUCCGUGAGGCCUCUCAUGAAGGACGGGGACUUCCAGCGCAUGACAGCACUUGCCCAAGAUUUUGCUGUCAACCUUGGACCAAAAUUACAGUGGUACUUGAAGUUGAAAUCCUGGUGGGCCACAAAUUAUGUGAGCGACUGGUGGGAGGAGUACAUUUACCUGCGAGGACGGGGACCACUGAUGGUGAACAGCAACUACUACGCCAUGGAGAUGGUGUACAUCACCCCGACUCACAUCCAGGCCGCGAGAGCGGGCAACGCCAUCCACGCCAUCCUGCUGUACCGCCGCAAGGUGGACCGGGAGGAGAUCAAGCCGAUCCGCCUCCUGGGCUCCACGGUCCCCCUGUGCUCCGCGCAGUGGGAGCGCUUGUUCAACACUGCCCGGAUCCCCGGGGAGGAGACAGACACCAUCCAGCACGUCAAGGACAGCAGGCACAUCGUGGUGUACCACCGCGGCCGCUACUUCAAGGUGUGGCUCUACCACAGCGGGAGGCUGCUGACGCCCCGGGAGCUGGAGCAGCAGAUGCAGAGGGUCCUGGACGACCCGUCAGAGCCGCAGCCCGGGGAGGCCAAGCUGGCCGCGCUCACCGCGGCCGACAGAGUGCCCUGGGCCAAGUGUCGCCAGGACUAUUUUGGACGUGGGAAAAACAAGCAGUCUCUGGACGCUGUGGAGAAAGCCGCGUUCUUCGUGACCUUGGAUGAUACGGAGCAGGGGUACAGGCAGGAGGACCCGGAGGCGUCCCUGGACAGCUACGCCAAGUCCCUCCUGCACGGCAAGUGCUUCGACAGGUGGUUUGACAAGUCCAUCACGUUUAUCGUCUUCAAGAAUGGCAAGAUGGGCAUCAACGCGGAGCACUCCUGGGCGGAUGCACCCAUCGUGGGCCACCUGUGGGAGUACGUCAUGGCCACCGACUGCUUCCAGCUGGGGUACACGGAGGACGGUCACUGCAAAGGGGACCCCAACCCCAGCAUCCCCUGCCCCACCAGGCUGCAGUGGGACAUCCCGGAAGCGUGUCAGGAGGUGAUCGAGACGUCCCUGAACAGCGCGAAUCUUCUGGCAAAUGAUGUGGACAUCUACUCCUUCCCGUUCGACGCCUUUGGUAAAGGGAUGAUCAAGAAAUGCCGGACGAGCCCCGACGCCUUCAUCCAGCUGGCCCUGCAGCUGGCGCACUACAAGGACAUGGGCAAGUUCUGCCUCACGUACGAGGCCUCCAUGACCCGGCUGUUCCGAGAGGGCAGGACAGAGACCGUGCGCUCCUGCACCACAGAGUCCUGCAACUUCGUGCUGGCCAUGAUGGACCCCAGCCAGACGGUGGAGCACAGGCUCAGGCUGUUCAAGGUGGCCUCCGAGAAGCACCAGCACCUGUACCGCCUGGCCAUGACGGGCGCUGGCAUCGACCGCCACCUCUUCUGCCUCUACGUGGUGUCCAGAUACCUCGCCGUGGACUCCCCUUUCCUUAAGGAAGUCUUAUCUGAGCCCUGGCGACUGUCGACCAGCCAGACCCCUCAGCAGCAGGUGGAGCUCUUUGACCUGGAGAGGAACCCAGAAUACGUGUCCAGUGGAGGGGGCUUCGGGCCGGUGGCCGACGAUGGCUACGGCGUGUCCUACAUCAUCGUGGGAGAGAACUUCAUCCACUUCCACGUCUCCUCCAAGCUCUCCAGCCCCGAGACGGAUUCCCACCGCUUUGGGAGACACCUGAAGCAAGCCAUGGCAGACAUCAUCGCCCUGUUCAGGCUCUCGGUGAACUCCAAGAAGUAGCCCCGCGGGCCACCCUGGAGGAACGUGGACUCCUCUCCACAAACCAAACGAAGAAUAGGAUUAAUCCUGGUCGUAGUUCAGGACGAAAAUUGCUCUUAGAAAACUCAGAAAUUUUCCUUCCAAAAAAGAGUUUGUUGCUUUGUUUCCCCAGCACGGUGGGUGGCACCGCGUGAAGCGUAACCCACCGUCCCCAGGUCCUGGCUUCAGGAGGGCUCCACAUGUCCCCAGAGCCUGUGCCGCAGCUGGUACUUAUUAAGGGACUAAGACGCCGCUGGGUGGGUGGAGGGGGAGUGGGUAGCACCUCACACACUUGAGAAUGGAACCACACCCCUCGGGUGACCCAGGACCUGGUACUUAAGGCGUCCAGCGUCAUCACAGCAGUUCAGACACUUGAUUUGUAAAAAGGAAAUGUGUGGUUCGGGUCGGCAGUGGUAACAGUUGCAGCUAACACGGUCACGCACUAACUAGAACCCACGCUUGGGGGAUCGGCUUUGUCGCUGUGGGUAACUGUCCUGUCUGGGUUGCUGGUCUGUGUUUGAAGCAAGCCCCAUGCAGCCUCCUUAGUGUUACUGACCUUUCAAGUCUCCAGAACCCAGUGCCUUAAAGUGGGAGGCCCUCUGGGGUGGGUGGGGAUUGGGAGUCUGGGUGACUUGUGGGGAUGUGGCACCUUCUUCAAUAUGCUAGGCGCAGAGGACCCCAGGUCAGUGCUGCAGUGUCCCCACCCCAGAGGACCAAUUCCCUCUUGGGAGCAACCGUGCUGGGUUCCCCUCAUGGGUGUCCUUCCUGCCAUCAUUAGGCAGCAGAAUAACAGGGAUGGAUGGUCAGAUGGUAGCUACAGAUGAGGCCUGGUGCCAGCCUCACACAUACUGCUCCCCCUGCUGGCGAGACGGUGCCACUGCAAAGGGAGCAGAACCUGGGGAGGGCAGGGCAACACUCUGUGGUCAGGACUCCUGGUCUGGGACCCCAGUGGGAUUGCCUUCUCAUCCCCCCUGGUCGGAGAGAAGACCCGACCUCAUUUCCAAAGGAGCCGGAGGGGGCUGGAACAGCAGUCCGGGUCACUUUGACGAGAGACCAGAGUGGCCCAGUGGUGGGUGCUAGGUUCACAGCCUGACCUUCGGGUAGGAGUGCCUUCACCGGAAGCGCCUGCUUGAUCCCGAAGCACUUGUGCCCUCCGUCAUCCUCAGUAUUGAGUGCAGAUGCAAAGCAUCAUGGGGACAUCCCGCUGCCUCUGGUCUGUCGCCACGAGUUUCGCGGUCCAUUUUUUAAAUUGUGUAUUUAUUUUUCUGACCACUUUAUCCUUGCCGGGCUCCCCCUUCCUGCUUCUGCACUCCAGUGACAAAGAGCAAGGGUUGGGCAGUUGCCCAGACAGAGCACUUGCCCGACGUGCAUGUCUUACUUCUGUGUGUUUUGUAAUGUAGAAAUCCCACCUCCAUGGGCCAAAGAUCCUUUCCUCUUAAAAUCUAGAAGGAAUGUCAACAAAAGGCAAAAACAAGAACAGUAAACUAUUAUAGUAAACAAAGCCCCGUACUGUGGUAUUCGGUGGGUCUGGGGGAAAUUGCCCCUGCCCAGGGCCGUGGAGCUCACAGCCAGCAGGCAGCAGCCACAGGAGCUCCUCCAGAGUCACCCAGGUAGUGUGCUGGUGACCACUGAGCAGUCGUUUCCAUGUGUCCACACAGGAAUCCGAGUGUAGACGUGUUAGCACUCAAACACACUUGGGCUUAUCUCUCAGGUUUUAUAUGUUUCAGAUGUAUUUGUUGCUAAUCAGUGUGCAGUUAUCAAUGCAAUUUUAUAUUCCUUAAAAAGAGGAAGAGUGGGUUUUUAUUGUACAUGUCAAAAGGGGGAGGUGAGAGUAUUAUAUAUUUAAUUUAAUUUGGAACAAACUAGAGUCUUAACACAGCCAUGGUUUAAAUUGGUUAUCCUGAUCUGUCCACUGCGUGUAAAUACAAUGUGCUCUUGGAUGUAAAUCUUAGAAAUGCAUGGUGUGAAUGUAGAUGAUCAUUAAUAAAACAUUAAUCCUGUCUACUACA